Colletotrichum chrysophilum is the source of this 1290-nucleotide messenger RNA. RefSeq lists its product as uncharacterized. NCBI's taxonomy places the organism in Eukaryota, Fungi, Ascomycota, Sordariomycetes, Glomerellales, Glomerellaceae. The transcript is spliced from 3 exons. Gene Ontology annotation, biological process: fatty acid biosynthetic process. The record is from RefSeq and is a predicted model, not a curated record. Gene Ontology annotation, molecular function: 3-oxoacyl-[acyl-carrier-protein] synthase activity. The coding region runs from base 1 to 1290 and encodes 429 amino acids.
AUGCGACGAGUUGUCGUGACAGGGCUCGGCGCCAUCUCGCCCUUCGGUGUCGGCGUGCGCAAUACAUGGAAACGGCUGCUGGCUGGAGAGUCCGCCAUCACCAGCGUCGCCAACUUCGAGCCACAGAAGCAUUGGAAGGAUCUGACAAGCACGGUUGCUGGUGUAGUCCCCAGCCAUGGCACAGGUCCUGAACAGUGGCGACCGUCCGACUGGCUCAACGCCACGGAACAACGUCGCAUGUCCAAGUUUGCCCAAUAUGCCGUGGCCUGUGCGGACAUGGCCAUGAAGGAUGCCGCAUGGAAGCCGGAAAGCCAAGACGACCUGGAAGCAACGGGAGUUUGUCUGGGCAGUGGUAUCGGCAAUCUGGAAGAGAUUUACGAGACGAGCUUGGCAUUCAACCAACAAGGCUACAAGAAGGUUUCGCCGCUGUUCGUCCCCAAAAUUCUCAUCAACCUGGCCGCUGGCCAUGUCUCCAUGAAAUACGGCCUGCAAGGCCCUAACCAUGCCGUUACAACCGCCUGCACAACCGGCGCGCAUUCCAUAGGCGACGCGAUGCGAUUCAUUGCUUUUGGCGAUGCCGACGUCAUGGUUGCUGGCGGAACAGAGUCCUGCAUCCAUCCCUUGACAUUUGCAGGUUUCGGGAGGGCAAGGUCCCUCUCCACGGCCUACAACCACAACCCCCACGCCAGCUGUCGUCCCUUCGACCGCGACCGCAAUGGUUUCGUCGUCUCGGAGGGUGCGGCAGUCCUGGUCCUGGAGGAACUCGAGCACGCCAGGGCCCGGGGUGCGCACAUCUACGCGGAGGUCAGGGGCUACGGCUGCAGCGGCGACGCAAAUCACAUGACGGCUCCGCGAGACGACGGCCACGGUGCUUUCCGCGCCAUGAAGGCUGCCUUGAAGAACGCGGGCAUCCCACCGGCCGAUGUGAGCUACGUUAAUGCCCAUGCUACGGCGACACAGGUGGGUGAUGUCGCAGAAGCUUCCGCAAUUCGAAGCAUCAUGACGGGUGAGGAAGGCCACGCGGACGAGUCGCAGAUAACCGUGAGCAGCACCAAGGGCGCAGUUGGGCAUCUACUGGGGGCGGCUGGCGCGAUCGAAGCCAUGUUUGCCGUGCUAUCAGUGGCUGAGGAUGUUGUGCCGCCUACUCUGAAUCUCGAAAACCCAGAUGUCGGGGGAUCCAUGAAUCUGGUACCCCUCAAAGCACAAGCGAAACAGGUUAACGUUGCCAUGUCCAAUAGCUUUGGCUUCGGCGGCACGAAUGCCUCGUUGGUUUUUUCCAAAGUCCGAUAA